AUGAAGCAAGAAGAGCUGAAAUCAUUGAGAAGUGAAUUAACUUGGAGAUGGGCAGACGGGCCAGCCUAUAUUACACAAUGCCCAAUUCAACUGGUCAAUCCUUAUGUAUACAACUUCACCAUUACUGGCCAAAGAGGAACCUUGUUUUGGCAUGCUCACACCUCAUGUCUAAGAGCAACUUUAUAUGGACCAAUUUUUAUCCUCCCAAAGGAGCAUAUCCCUUAUCCAUUUCCACAGCCCUUUCAAGAAGUUCCCAUGGUUUUUGGAGAAUGGUGGAAAGCAGACACUGAGAAAAUUAUCAGCCAAGCCUUGAAGUCCAGAGGAGCACCAAAUAUCUCUGAUGCUUUUACCAUUAAUGGUCUCCCUGGACCCUCCUAUAACUGCUCAGCGAAAGACACAUUCAAGCUGAAGGUGAAGGCUGGAAAAACUUACCUCCUCCGCAUGGUCAAUGCUGCACUCAAUGAUGAGCUUUUCUUCAGCAUCGCUAACCACAGUUUAACAAUGGUGGAAACUGAUGCAGUCUACGUGAAACCAAUUAAAACUAACAUUGUACUCAUCACUCCGGGGCAAACGACUAAUGUACUUCUCAAGGCCAAAUCCAAGACCCCUACUGCUACUUUCGCCAUUGCUGUAAGGCCUUACGCCACUGGUGCAGCCACCUUCGACAACACCACAGCCACUGGAAUUCUAGAAUACGAGCAACCUUCUUCCUCCAAAAACAAGAAAUUGCCCCUACUUAAGCCUGCACGUCCAAAGUUUAAUGACACGAAUUUUGCCAUGAAAUUCAGCAAGAAAAUCCGUAGCUUGGCCACAGCCAAAUUCCCUGCAAAUGUCCCUAAGAAAGUCGAUAAACACUUUUUCUUCACUGUAGGCUCAUGUCCAAAAAACCAAACCUGCCAAGGACCAAACAAUACAAAGCUAGCAGCUUCCGUUAAUAAUGUGUCCUUCGUGCUGCCAAACAUUGCUCUACUUCAAGCUCACUUUUUUAAGAAAUCGAAAGGCGUGUACACAACUGAUUUCCCCACCAACCCGCCAUUCAAAUUCAACUAUACCGGCACACCGCCGAAAAACCUUCUGGUAAACAGCGGCACAAAGAUUGUGGUGCUGCCUUGUAAAAGUAGUGUUGAGCUGGUGAUGCAGGAUACUAGCAUCGUUGGCGCAGAGAGCCACCCUCUUCACCUUCAUGGCUUUAACUUCUUUGUGGUUGGUCAAGGCAUUGGAAACUUCAACCCCAACAAAGACCCCAAAAACUUUAACCUGGUUAACCCUGCUGAGAGGAACACUGUGGGCGUCCCCUCUGGUGGGUGGGUCGCCAUUCGUUUUCUUGCGGACAACCCAACCCAGGUGUCUGGUUUAUGCAUUUCCAUUUGGAAGUACACACCAGUUGGGGGUUGAAGAUGGCGUGGAUUGUGAUGGAUGGAAAGGAGCCAAAGCAAAAACUGCCACCUCCGCCGUCUGAUCUUCCGA
Mangifera indica (mango) is the source of this 1467-nucleotide messenger RNA. RefSeq names its product laccase-17-like. Gene Ontology annotation, molecular function: copper ion binding; hydroquinone:oxygen oxidoreductase activity. The record is from RefSeq and is a predicted model, not a curated record. Gene Ontology annotation, cellular component: apoplast. The coding region runs from base 1 to 1395 and encodes 464 amino acids. NCBI's taxonomy places the organism in Eukaryota, Viridiplantae, Streptophyta, Magnoliopsida, Sapindales, Anacardiaceae. The transcript is spliced from 5 exons. Gene Ontology annotation, biological process: lignin catabolic process.